UUCCGGCCAGCUCAGCGCGUCCGGAGUGUUGUGUUGUCAAUCUAGCUACUGCCUGUCAUUAGCCACUCACUUAGCGACACUGUGGCGAUCACUAGUGGUGGACAAUAACAAAUUCAGUUCCAAAAUGGUGCUGCUGACAAUGAUCGCUCGGUUGGCGGAUGGACUGCCGCUUGCCGCCUCAAUGCAGGAGGACGAACAGUUGGGUCGGGACCUGCAACAGUACCAGAGCCAGGCUAAACAACUGUUCAGGAAACUGAAUGACCAGAGUCCCACACGUUGCACAUUAGAGGCAGGAUCCAUGUCCUUUCACUACGUCAUAGAAAAAGGAGUAGUUUACCUAGUGCUGUCUGAAGCAAGCUUUCCCAAAAAACUUGCCUUUGCUUACCUGGAAGACCUGCAGGCAGAGUUCCAUGAACAGCACGGGAAGAAGAUCCCCACUGUGUCCCGGCCGUACUCCUUCAUUGAGUUUGACACCUACAUUCAGAAGACCAAGAAGUCCUACAUAGACAGCCGAGCCCGUAGGAACCUGGGCAGCAUCAACACAGAGCUGCAGGAUGUCCAGAGGAUCAUGGUGGCCAACAUUGAGGAAGUAUUGCAACGAGGGGAGGCCUUGUCUGCUCUGGACUCCAAGGCCAGUAAUCUGUCCAGCCUGUCAAAGAAGUACAGAAGCGAUGCCAAGUACCUGAACACUCGUUCCACCUAUGCUAAGCUGGCCGCAGGCGGGGUCUUCUUCAUUAUGCUUAUCGUCUACGUCCGCUUCUGGUGGCUCUGAGAGAGGGGAGGGGUUGGAGAAGAAGAGCUGGAAGAAGUUGAGCUCUGGUCUCACAUUCUAUCCAAUAUGGGAUCCCUCCUUUUAACACAAGACUGUUGAAGACUUGUUUUUCCCAACUGUCUGUCCAUAUAUCUAUCAAGUAAUUACAUGUUAUGUUUUAUUAGCAAUUAGGUAGUCAUCCUGUAGUGGUUAUACCUUGGAGUUGAAAGAGUGUGAGUAUUGCAUGUGAGAAUGUGACAGAGGAAAUGUUUGUUUUGUGCGUGUGUGUGUUUUACCAAAUCCUGUAUGAUGACAAAUCUUCUCUUAUCAAUUUAGUUGUGUAUAGCAGUAAGAAAGAAAAAUCUACAUAGUUAUAUUUACCCAGAGGAUAUCAUAAGGGCUUUGCUGUUAAUAACACUACUAUUAUUAUGUUGGCAUUGUGGUUUGGUGGAGAUUUCUUAAUGGUUAACCUGCUGUUCUGGGGUGAUCAAUCACAUUACAUGUGAUUAUUGGCUGCAGAAAUAAUAUUCCUCAUUCACCUUCAUCUUCACGCUGAAAGAUUGGAACAGUUUAACACCAGACCAGACACAUUCAUCGGUUGAUGUCUAAAGGGGGGCAUCUUUUAUUUUGUAAAAAGUUUACAGAAGUGAAGACACCAUGUUAAAAAAAAAAUCAGGAUGAGAAUUGUAGCUAGUUUAUGUUAUGAAGCUGGCUUAUGCUAAUCGGUGGCUGGAUAGGGUAAUGAAUUUUAACUUCACUGUUUCGUCUGCUAUAAAUAAAAUGAUUUUCACUAAA
Molecule: messenger RNA, 1546 nt
Organism: Oncorhynchus masou masou (cherry salmon)
Lineage: Eukaryota; Metazoa; Chordata; Actinopteri; Salmoniformes; Salmonidae
Gene: sec22bb
Product: SEC22 homolog B, vesicle trafficking protein b
Exons: 5
Coding region: 125-772 (215 amino acids)
Biological process (GO): endoplasmic reticulum to Golgi vesicle-mediated transport; vesicle fusion with Golgi apparatus; retrograde vesicle-mediated transport, Golgi to endoplasmic reticulum
Cellular component (GO): SNARE complex; endoplasmic reticulum membrane; Golgi membrane
Molecular function (GO): SNAP receptor activity
Source: RefSeq, a predicted model, not a curated record